This is a messenger RNA of Aureobasidium namibiae CBS 147.97, 1233 nucleotides long. Its product is annotated as GAT-like domain-containing protein. The transcript is spliced from 4 exons. Gene Ontology annotation, cellular component: actin cortical patch. The annotation marks the transcript as partial. The record is from RefSeq and is a predicted model, not a curated record. NCBI's taxonomy places the organism in Eukaryota, Fungi, Ascomycota, Dothideomycetes, Dothideales, Saccotheciaceae. Gene Ontology annotation, molecular function: phosphatidylinositol binding; ubiquitin binding. Gene Ontology annotation, biological process: endocytosis; actin filament organization; actin cortical patch localization.
GACUCUCCCGAAGCAAACGCUACUCAUGCCAUCCGACUAUUCUGCGAGUCCUCUAGCGAUAACAGCGGAGAGGAAGUGCUGCACCUACCAGUCAUCGUCGAAGCCGCCGAGUCGUCACCACAUGCAGCAGCCGCCGCAGCCCAUCAGAUCCGAAAAUGCCUCUCCAAGGACAACAAGUCGCGAGUCCAGUACAAUGCCAUCAUGUUGAUACGCAUCCUGGCCGACAACCCAGGCCAGUCUUUUACCCGCAACUUCGACGCCAGAUUCGUCUCGACCGUAAAAGACCUGGUUAAGCACGGAAAAGAUCCAAGCGUACAACAGAUGAUGAGGGAGACACUGGACUCGCUCGAGGCAGAGAAGAGCUAUGACAAUGGACUGUACGAUCUGCUGGCCAUGUGGCGCCAUGUCAAGGGACACCAGGCUCGCAUUCCUCCGCAAGGCGCAUACCGUCAGAUCGCUCCGCCGCUACCCCAGCAUCCGACUGCACAUUCUCCCCAGUCAGACUCGCUGCCAACGCCACAAGAGCUCGCAUCGCGCGUCGAAGAAGCCCGAAAUACAGCUAAGAUCUUGCUCCAGCUUCUCCAGAGCACCCCGCCAGAGCAGGUCAUGGACAAUGAGCUGAUCAAGGAGUUCUCGGAGCGUUGUCAGCAGGCGCAGCGAAGCAUGCAGGAAUACAUCAACUGCACUUCGCCCCCGCCUGACGACGAUACACUCCAGACGCUGAUCGAGACGAAUGAACAACUGAGUCUGGCGAUUAGUAGACACCAGCGCGCAGUUCUUCAAGCUCGACGAGCUCUUGGUCAAACCGCUUCUCCCGCCCUUGGGCCGAAUAAUCCUUUCGCCUCGCCCCCUCCUCAGUCUCAGCCUGCCCAACAAUAUCCUGUCCUGCAGCCGACCUCACAUCUGAACCCGACAGACCAACAUAUCACACAAUCGCCUGUGUCUCCCAUCAACGACAAUUUUCCCCCUCCGCCAGGGCCCCCUCCAGGCCACACUUCAGCUCCGACACUGGCUCCAACAAAUCCUUUUGCCGAUUCAGCAGAGUCUAGCCACAAUCAUGACCUGGACUACACCAACUACGCUCAUGAGCCGCUGACUGAGAGUUACAUGGGCCGCCAGUAUAGUGCUGCUAAUGGUCUUACGAUGCACGGCGGUGUCGACACAACCACUACCGAGGAAGUGAGUCCGGUCGAGCAAACACACAGUCAGAGGGAGGUCAGAUAUAGGUACUAA